GAGGCAUAACGAUGUCGCCGUCCUUAUUUAAGUUUGUCGAUGCUAAAGACAAAUUUACGGCAUCCACCAAACAAGCUCUGGUCGGUAAAAACAGCAAACCUAUAAUAACUGCUUUCAAUCAGAUCCUCGGGAAUGAAACCGAGAAGAAGACCACACUGGACCAGGCUCUGAGGGGCGUCCUUGGUGAACAGAUUGUUGAGCAGAAGGUGAGCUGUGAUGACUAUCUGUCUCUCAUCUACCUGAGCAUAGAUGCUGUUUCAGAGGGUAUCUGCUCUGCUACCACUCCUUUCCUUCUGCUGGGAGAUGUACUGGACAGCCUUCCUCUUGACCAGUGCGACAAAAUCUUCUCCUUCGUCGAGGAGAAUGUCUCCACCUGGAAAUCUAACUCCUUUUACACUGCCGGGAAGAACUAUUUGUUGAGGAUGUGUAACGAUCUUUUAAGGAGGCUUUCCAAGUCUCAGAAUACUGUAUUUUGUGGGCGAAUCCAGCUUUUCCUGGCACGUCUUUUCCCCCUGUCUGAAAAAUCAGGUCUCAAUCUACAGAGCCAGUUCAACCUGGACAACAUCACGGUAUUCAACAAAAAUGAACAAGAAAGUACUCUUGGACAGAAGCACACAGAAGAAAAGGAAGAAGGUAUGGAAGUAGAGGAAGGAGAAAUGGGAGAAGAGGAUUUGCCUGCACCGUGUUCCAUCCCGAUUGACUACAACUUGUACAGAAAGUUCUGGACAUUGCAGGACUACUUCAGAAACCCUGUGCAGUGUUAUGAUAAAUUCUCAUGGAUGACAUUCCUCAAGUACUCCGAUGAGACCUUGGCAGUAUUCAAGAGCUUCAAGCUGGAUGACAUGCAGGCCUCUAAAAGAAAGCUGGAGGAGCUGAGAGCAUCUGGAAGAGAACAUGUUUACUUUGCCAAGUUCCUAACAAGCGAGAAGCUGAUGGACUUGCAGCUCAGCGACAGCAACUUCAGGCGCCACAUUCUACUUCAGUACCUCAUCCUCUUCCAGUAUCUGAAGGGUCAGGUGAAAUUCAAAAGCUCCAGUUGCAUUCUGAAUGAUGACCAGACCACAUGGAUUGAAGAGACAACUAAACUGGUUUACCAGCUACUGAGAGAAAUCCCUCCUGAUGGAGACAAGUUUGCCACCAUGGUUGAACAUAUCCUCAACACAGAGGAGAACUGGAACGGUUGGAAAAAUGAGGGAUGCCCGAGCUUUGUGAAAGAACGGCCAGUCGAUGACAAACCCAAAAGGCCCACCAGGAAAAGACAAGCUCCAGAAGACUUCCUUGGAAAAGGGCCUGACCGCAAGAUCUUCAUGGGAAAUGAUGAGUUGACUCGACUGUGGAACCUGAACCAAGACAACAUGGAGGCCUGCAAGUCAGACAGCAGGGAGUUUAUGCCUUCUCUGGACGAAUUCUUUGCAGAGGCCAUUGAACAGGCCGACCCUGCUAACAUGGUGGAGGAGGAGUACAAGGCUGUGCGGAAUCCAAACUAUGGUUGGCGUGCUCUGAGGCUGCUGUCCAGGAGAAGUCCACACUUCUUUCAACCAACUAACCAGAAGUUCAAGAGCCUGGCAGAUUAUUUAGACAGCAUGGUUAGCAAACUGGCCAAAGAACUGCCGAAGGAUAUCCCCUCUGAAGAGAUCAAGACAGGUGAAGAAGAUGACGAUAAUGGAGACAAUCUUCUUAAAGACAGCAAUGACAGUCCGAGCAUACCGAGCAAACUGGUGACAAACCAGCAGAUGGAUGACAUAGCAGCCAAACUUGGCGCCCAGUGGAAGACGCUAGCCGCUCAUCUGGAGAUGAAGGCGGCGGAAUUGCGUGAGAUAGAAACGGACAGCGAAGAUGUGGACAUGCAGGCCAAACUGCUGCUGGUCGCCUGGCAGGACAGAGAGGGAACACAAGCUACUGUGGAGAACCUGGUCUCGGCUCUCAAUGCUGCCGGGUUCUCCCAGAUUGCAGACAACCUCAGUGAGGCUUGAAUUAGAUAAUCCGUUACUUUUAAAUACUCCGUACCUUCAUUAAAUUGUUUCAUACCAAAAACACAUGGAGAAUGAAAUUUUUUGUACGUAGUCAAGGUCCAAAUCCAUGUUUUUUUCACUGUAGAAAAUUCAAUAAAUGUUUUUUUUCU
This is a messenger RNA of Scomber japonicus (chub mackerel), 2122 nucleotides long. RefSeq names its product THO complex 1 (gene thoc1). Gene Ontology annotation, molecular function: protein binding. NCBI's taxonomy places the organism in Eukaryota, Metazoa, Chordata, Actinopteri, Scombriformes, Scombridae. Bases 12 to 1973 code for a protein of 653 amino acids. The transcript is spliced from 21 exons. The record is from RefSeq and is a predicted model, not a curated record. Gene Ontology annotation, cellular component: THO complex part of transcription export complex. Gene Ontology annotation, biological process: mRNA export from nucleus; regulation of DNA-templated transcription elongation; signal transduction.